Molecule: messenger RNA, 1844 nt
Organism: Exserohilum turcica Et28A
Lineage: Eukaryota; Fungi; Ascomycota; Dothideomycetes; Pleosporales; Pleosporaceae
Exons: 1
Coding region: 304-1782 (492 amino acids)
Source: RefSeq, a predicted model, not a curated record
CUAAUCGAAACGAUUUAUUACUUGACUCGAACUUGGGCGACACUACCGGACGCCUCUAACCCCCUUCCCACAAAACCUUGCUGGCUCCAUACACUGGACGAAACACGCGUGUUUUUCACACUCGUUGUCUCCGUCUUUUUUUUCCUCUUCGAUAUUCUCUUUGAUAUCCUCAUUCCUCGGCUUGGCUGGGAUAUCUUUUUAUUUAUCAUCACGGAAGACAGUUCAGAAAGGAAGAAAGAAAGAAAGAAAGAAAGGGGAAUAGAGCAAGAGUUGGAAUAUAACACUAGUUGUUAAAGAAAAAAGAUGGGCUUCUUUCGUCGUUCGCUGAGUUUCAGCUCUUCACGCUCUUCGCGCCAGGAGACAGAUGACUCUUCUGCAUCCGACACAGCUAGUUCGAGGACGAGUAUAGAUUCGGCUUUCCAGCACGAGGUUUCCGAGUCCCUGGCUACUAUUACCAAGGCUCCUCCUCCUUCACUGCAAAAGGCACCGAUUCUCACGCUUCCGCUCGAACUCAUCCAGCAGGUCAACACACACCUCGACACUGCGUCUGCAGCCGCCUUUUGUCUGUCCAGCCGCUUCAUCUACUAUGCUCUCGGCACAAACAUGCUCUCGGGCUACUUCGAAGCAAGCAAGAACCGGUUCGAGAAGCGGCGGAGUAUCGAGGCCGUUGUGGAACGCGCAUUUCCCGGUCACUGGUUCUGCGGCUGGUGCGAUAGAUUCCACGCUUGGAGCGCAGACGACGGUCCAACAGCCCCCCUUUCAGCUCGAGGCAAACAGCGAGAAUGCGCAGACUUUAACAGUUAUCUCCAUGCUGGCAGCGACUAUGCACUCCGCUACCACCACAUCCGGCUUGCUAUCAACCGCUCGCAGCUCGGCCCUGAACACGGUAUCCCGCUCUCAGCAUUCUCCCACGAGCACAAGGCCAUGGCCAAGCUCUUCAAAACCCCGGUACCAACGAAACUCCAAAUCUCAGCCAAGAUAGCCAAAGGCAGAUUCCUCCUCCACACCUCCUACGCCAUUAUCCUGCCGGCCUUUGCAACCCGCAACCGCAACCUGCUCAGCGCGCUGUGGCCACUGUUCCCCCACAUCCUCGUCGGCCACCGGGCGAGCGAAAACGGGCAUACGGGCCUCAUGGCGGCCGUCGACAACGUGGUGCGGCGCGGGUGGAAAUACCAAUUUACGCAGAACUGCGCCAUGUGCGCUACAGACUGGGCCGUUUCCGCACAGCAGUUCUCCCACGCAACCGGCAGCCAGAUGCGGCUUGUGGUGCAGACGUGGCGCGAUGUCGGGUCUGCGCGGACGCCCUUCGAAACCGCCUGGCGUGCUCACGGCGUGUGUGUCAGCGAGAUAGCAGGGAAAUCUUCGUCGUCGUCGUCGGCAUCCACAUCAACCUGUCUGCUGCAAAUGGCGGGGCUCCAACCAGGUUCUAUCCGGCGGACCUUUGACUCCGCCGUCGCACCAGCCAACGACCUACUACACGACUCACCUCAACCCCGCACACGAAGCACCUCGAAACCGCGCAUCUACCGCUCCUUCAUGCGCCGCGGUACACAUCAACCAGACUCGUACGAUCACGACGAAGAUCACGACGACGAUCACGUUAUCGCUGUGCGUCGCUCGCGCGCCCGCCCCAGCUACGCUCGCACCAAAGAGGAAAACGACGAGGCGGCUCGCAUCUUCGACGACGAAAUGCGUGAUGCAGCGAGGAAUGUCGCUGAGCGGACGGCGAGGAUGGAGGUGUUGAGGCUGCAAAGAGGAGGGAGGAGGUGGUUGUUUUAUUAAAUCAGUAGUGCGAAGAUGAAAAGGCGGGGUAAGUUUAGUAAGUAAGUAAGUCAAGUGUCUUU